Molecule: messenger RNA, 841 nt
Organism: Dreissena polymorpha
Lineage: Eukaryota; Metazoa; Mollusca; Bivalvia; Myida; Dreissenidae
Exons: 3
Coding region: 135-797 (220 amino acids)
Molecular function (GO): protein binding
Source: RefSeq, a predicted model, not a curated record
GAAUGCCACUUAAAAUAAAGAAAAGUACUGUCCGUAAAGUCGACAUUUGAACUUUUGCUCCGAGAGCAACGGCUGGGUUAUACAUUGGUUGUCAUUUCUCAAACUUGACUUUAUUUAAUUGAAGACUGCAAAAGAUGUGUAAGUUAAUAAUGAUGCUACAAACAUUAUUCGUCGUUCAUGUUUUAAUUGUUGCAAGCGUAUCAUCAUCAGGCGUGGAAAAUACUUCUACAUCAAUGGGUUCGUCAAAAGAGUUAGCAGAUGUAAUAUCUUACCUUAAGUCAUCAGUGGAUUCAUUGCAACUGAAGGUAAACAAAUUGGAGUCAGCCCUGCAAAGGAGAUCCGUGACAGCAGGUAGAGGUCGCGAGCUUGUAUACAGGCCAACACGGGAAACCAAUGACGAGAUAGCUGUAUACGCUUACUUGUCAGCAUCGAAGUGUCUUGGUGCGCAUCAGGUUGUUGUGUUUGACCACGAGGAAACGGAUACUACCUUUUCGUACAACACAUACACCGGGAUAUUCACGGUCCCUAUGAAUGGCCUUUACGCUGUGUCCGUAACUGCUGGGUCCGACUUUUACACGUACUUCGUCGGUGAAAUCGUCAUCAACGGUAUUGUCAAAGGACUUGUUCUUUCAAAUAGCGAGGAUAUCCAUGACCGUCACACCGGUAGUACAACAAUUAUUUUUCGAGCCAUGAAAGGGGACGUCAUCUUUGUCAGACGUGCGACAACAAGCAGUUGCACCAUCUUGAGCGAUUGGCAAAGUGCAAUUUCAUCAAUUUCCAUUUGGAAAAUAAAUUAAAUAUUUUACUGCUUAAUACAAUGGAAUAAACGACGCAAAAAUAA